ACCUCUGCUUCAGCUACUAGCCACUAGCUACUGGCUGUCUUCAUACCUGAGCAUACCCACGAGACAUAGUGACGACAAGGAGAGGACACCAAAAUGUCUAACGCUCAAGCUUCCACUUCCGUGGUCCCUCCACCAGGUAUGGAUACAGCGGUCUAUGAAGCUUUACAGGCGUAUAGAGCCAAAGUCAAGGAACAUUCAAGGAUCGGUGAUAGUCUCAAAACUGUUAGAUUAGGUAUAAAAGCCCUUCAAACGGAUUACAACAAGACGGAAGAUGAUAUCAAGGCAUUACAAUCUGUCGGACAGAUCAUUGGGGAGAUAUUGAAACAGUUGGAUGAUCAGAGAUUCAUUGUCAAGGCAUCUUCCGGACCACGAUACGUAGUUUCUUAUCGACCCACUUUACCAGUUUCCAAACUCAAAACUGGUGUGAGGGUAUCAUUAGAUAUGACCACUUUGACCAUUAUGCGUAUCCUUCCCAGAGAGGUGGAUCCUUUAGUUUACAACAUGUCAUUGGAAGAUCCUGGUUCUGCUUCUUUUGCUGGUAUUGGUGGAUUAGGUGAUCAAGUUAGAGAAUUGAGGGAGGUAAUAGAAUUGCCUUUGAUGAACCCGGAGUUGUUCGAGAGAGUAGGCAUCAAACCUCCUAAAGGUGUUUUACUAUACGGCCCUCCGGGUACAGGGAAAACCCUUUUGGCAAGAGCUGUGGCCGCUACGUUGGAUACGAAUUUCCUCAAGGUUGUUUCCUCUGCUAUCGUCGACAAGUACAUUGGCGAAUCAGCCCGAUUGGUCAGAGAAAUGUUCGCCUAUGCUAAAGAACACGAACCUUGUAUAAUCUUUAUGGAUGAGAUUGAUGCUAUUGGUGGUAGAAGGUUUUCAGAGGGUAGUUCUGCCGAUCGAGAGAUUCAGAGGACUUUGAUGGAGCUACUCAACCAGAUGGACGGUUUUGACUCUCUCGGUAAAACCAAAAUGAUCAUGGCCACAAACCGUCCUGAUACUCUCGACCCAGCCCUACUACGUCCAGGUCGUCUAGAUAGGAAAAUCGAAAUUCCUUUGCCUAACGAACAAGGUAGACUUGAGAUCCUCAAGAUUCACGCUAAAGGAAUCAACAAGAGUGGGGAUAUAGAUUAUGAAGCUGUCGUGAAAUUGAGCGAUGGUUUUAACGGAGCGGAUUUGAGGAAUGUUUGUACGGAAGCUGGAAUGUUUGCUAUUCGAGAGGAUCGAGAUGCGAUCGUACAGGAUGACUUGAUGAAAGCUGUACGUAAAGUGAGCGAGGCGAAGAAACAUGAAGGUCAAAUGGAUUACCAGGCAGUUUAGAUAAAAGUGAGUGAGUAAAUAUGCAUCGUCUAUGGUGCGUGG
Molecule: messenger RNA, 1350 nt
Organism: Tremella mesenterica DSM 1558
Lineage: Eukaryota; Fungi; Basidiomycota; Tremellomycetes; Tremellales; Tremellaceae
Exons: 11
Coding region: 94-1308 (404 amino acids)
Biological process (GO): positive regulation of RNA polymerase II transcription preinitiation complex assembly
Cellular component (GO): proteasome regulatory particle, base subcomplex; cytosolic proteasome complex
Molecular function (GO): ATP binding; ATP hydrolysis activity; proteasome-activating activity
Source: RefSeq, a predicted model, not a curated record